Eurytemora carolleeae is the source of this 2016-nucleotide messenger RNA. RefSeq lists its product as uncharacterized. The transcript is spliced from 10 exons. NCBI's taxonomy places the organism in Eukaryota, Metazoa, Arthropoda, Copepoda, Calanoida, Temoridae. Bases 299 to 1777 code for a protein of 492 amino acids. The record is from RefSeq and is a predicted model, not a curated record.
GAUUGGAGGGCAUCUUAGAAAACAUUAAAUCGGAAACUUCUAUAAUAAUGUUAUUUUGAUGCUUUAUAUAUAUCAAAAACUUCUUUCUACUUUACAAUAAAAAGAAGAGUAAAGGUAGAAUAUUAAUAACCAGAGACCGGAGAAAAUAAGUAGAGCGUGAAUAUCUAUCCAGUGUUUUACGUGUAGUAGACUAUCUAACAGCUAAUUCUAGGAUAUCGGAAUUUGAAAAAAUGUUAUGAUUAAUACUAGCAAAGGCUUAGUAUACAAUAAAUCACUGAUAGCCAUCGCAUAAAACAACAUGGAAACGGUCCCAUUAAAACUUUUGCUUCAUUGUUUAUCUAUUCAAAGCUUUAGCAUUCUUAUCACUGAAACCCAAUUUUCUAAUUCGAAGCAUCAGACCUCUGCUAGCAAUCAGAUUCAAAAUGAAAGUGAUAAUUUAAUUCAAAGAAACUUGUCCAACAUAAGUGAUUCCAGCUAUCCUUUUCCUUCAAAUGUAAUGAACCAUAAAAUCAAACCAAUUGCAGACUUCCAUCCUUGGUGGAGUAUAUACAAGGUUCAUAAAGAGCAAGUUACUAACCAAAAUGUAGAAACAAAAAUUGUCAAUCCCCUGCUUGUUGAAAGAAGGCAAGGGCGGUUUAUUGAUUUAAAUGAAGAGAGUAUUCGAAAAGAUGUAUCUGCAGGGAUCAACUAUGAAGAUUUCAUGGCACAAAAUAAGAGAGCUGAACCCAGAAUAAUUAGUAUUUUUUCCGUUAUAUCAUUCUCCGACUUUGCCUGUCAAGGAUAUAGUACAAGCAGAUGGGGACAGUGUAGAGCGUACGCAAAGUGUUAUCUAGAUGGAGGAUAUGGAGACGGACCAUGUGCUGACGGAUAUGGAGUAUGUUGUCUUUUCCAGACAGAUACGUGUGGUUCCGAACUGAAACAGAACAUUUCUUAUGUGUUGAAUCCUGGUUAUCCAUCUGGAUAUUCUACAACAAACACUAACUGUGAAUACACAAUAAAGAAAUGUGAUGAUUCUGUUUGUCAAAUAAGGUUGGAUUUUGAAACAUUGACCCUGAUUGAUCCAGUGAGAUCCUCAAUAGCAGCACCUGCUGCUGGAACUUGUGUCACAGACCAACUCAGUUUUUCCACAACAAGCGGAGACAAGUUUGGUAGCAUUUGUGGGACCGAAUCUUAUAGCCAACAUUUAUACUUGGAUACAGGGGUGGAAUCAGGAGAUAGUUUAACAAUAUCUUUCAGCAUAAAUAAUGCUCCAACUUCAGCUUCGAACAGAUACUGGAGUAUAAGAGUUAUUCAGGUUCCGUGCAAUACAAAUUGGACGGCUGAUUUUAACUGUCGUCAGUGGUUGACUGGUGUCUCAGGAACAAUUCAAAGCUUUAAUUUUGCAAACUCUUUAACAUCUCAGUUGAUUCAAGGAAGAUAUCCUAUUUGUGUGAGACGGGAGACCGGGUAUUGCCAUAUAUGCUGGAAACAAACGACUGAGUCAAACUCGUUUAAUCUGGACACAGGAUCUGCUUUGGGUGCAUCAACUACAAGUAGUUGUCCUGAUACUAUUUCCAGAGUGUUCAUUCCUGGGAGUAACGUUGGCGGGGCAGUUGGUUUAACUCCAACAAUAGAUGUCUACUGUGGAAAAGCUCUUCUGCCCGAAUAUGUUUGUACUAUUUCAGAUAACAGGGUUAUAGUUGAUUUUACAUCUCCCGCCACAGGUCCUUCAGGAGGUACUGGCGACACAAUGAGGGGGUUUCAACUCCAGUACAGACAACUUCCUUGCAGUUCUUAACUCUUUAAGCACCUAAUUAAAUAUAUACAUACAGAAGGAAACAUACUUUCAUUUCAUUUCAAGAGGACGAUAAAACCUGAAAAAUGGCAAAAAAAAUCAUAGUGAAUUCCCAUUUAGACCAAAGAAAUAAAAGUUAAUGGUGUGAAAAUAAAAAUAGGUUUGAAAAAUAUAUUAAUUAAUGUACAUCAUAUGUAUGUAGUAUGACUGUCUUUUUCUGAAAUCUGCAUUAUCAUUGAAAU